Messenger RNA from Symbiodinium pilosum, 2403 nucleotides. NCBI's taxonomy places the organism in Eukaryota, Dinophyceae, Suessiales, Symbiodiniaceae. The record is from the annotation of a GenBank genome assembly.
AUGUUCCAAGCUGAUGGCUGCACAAGGCAUCUGCAUGCUCUCCGUGCCGCUCCGUGGCUUCGCGAUGAGCCCAGCGCUGAGCAGCCGAAGAGGCGCAAAGCCCCUCGCCGGGGCCGAGGCAGGUCAGCCGAGGCUGUCCUGAAGGCACUGGUGGUCUUGGGACCCCAUCCCCGGCAGGCUGACGUCUUCGGUGCUUGCAGGCCAGCGUUGGCCUCCUGGGAGAGGAAUCCCAGGGCUACUACGUCUGUCUUGGUUGGACUGGCAAGGCGUGGCCUGUGGGAUACAGCUUUGAAGGUGACUCGUUUCAUGGAGCACUGUGGCCUUGAAGUGAAUUGCUUCCACUUCACCAGCGUCAUCAGUGCAUGUGAGAAGAAGGGGAAGUGGGAGAUGGCCUUGACGGUUCUUGGCCGCAUGAAGGAGGAGGAGAUACUGCCGAGUGAGGUCACGUACAACGCUGCCAUAAGUGCUUGCGCGAAGGGAGACGCGUGGCCGGCAGCACUCCAGCUAUUGGAGGAGUUGCGUAUGGAUGGAUGCAUGCCGGAUUCCAUUACGUAUAAUGCAGCUAGCAGUGCUUGCGCAGCUGCCGGCCUUUGGAAUUUGUCCUUGAUUCUUCUUCAGGACAUGUACGAGUCUACAGUGCCUGCCAACUCUAUCACUUUCAGCACUCUCCUGAGUGCCUGCAACAAUGCCAAACAGUGGCAAAGGGCAAUUAGCAUCUUAUUCGGCAUGCCAGCUCAAACAUGUAUGCCCGACAAGAUUUGCUACACUGCUGUUAUAAGCGCAUGUGAGAAGGCAGGUGAGUGGAACAAGGCGCUCGGCUGUUUCAGCCACAUGGAUGUGCACACAGUAGAAAAGGAUGAAAUCUGCUUCAACAGCGCAAUCAGUGCCUGCGUGCGUGCUCGUUCGUGGAGCCAGGCGUUAAGGCUUGCUUUGGAAAUGGAGGCAGUGCCUAUCGCAGUGAAUGGAAUUCUGUGGGGUGGCGUGUCCACUGCCAUGCAACAGAGCAGUCAGUCAGUUGCCCUACUGAGCUCCCGGCUUUGUAGGGAAUGGGCGUCGCAGCAGCGAACGAGCCACACCAGCCUGGACUUCGUGGCUUCUAGACUCGGGGCUGAUGAGUCUGAGCAUGAGGUGCAAGUGCUUUGCCAGGCCAAUGGCGUGCUGGCCGCCUUUAAGCCAACCGGACUCAGCAGUGAAGCGGCCCUACAAAGGCUCUCACAUCUUUUAUCCUUGCAGGGUUACAAAGGGCAGCUCUCGCGCGCAUCACGGCUGGAUGGUGCCACUUCAGGUGUGAUGCCUGUGGCCUUGGGUGAGCCUGGCUCACCUGCGGCCAACUGGUUGAACUAUCAGUUUGCAGCGCGCAUGGUAUCCAAGGAGUAUGUCUGCCUUUGUGCGGGUUUGCCACUGGGCUCGCGAGGCACACAAGGCGUUGUGAUCGCCGGCCUGGCUACCCAGAGGAUGCAAGCUUCACAGUUGAAGGUAGCUUGGACCAGCAGCGGCAAAGAGGCACGAACGGAGUACGAGGUCGGAGAGGUCUUCAGCCUGCCCGAUGAUGUGGAUGCCUUGCACGCUGAUUCCGUCCUUAUGCUACUGCAGGUGAAGCCUCUCACAGGUCGAACGCAUCAGAUCCGCUCGCAUCUAGCUGGCAUUGGUCGACCCAUUGUCGGCGAUCGGGCUUACGAUGGCCUUGCACCCGGCUGGUGCCCACGUCUCUUCUUGCACUGCCGGCGAAUCUCUGUUCGAGAUCUUGACAACAUGCUCUUUGAGCCAGUGGUUGGGCUGGGGAGUAACCUCCCGGAGUUUGACCACCGCUUUUUCGGCCGCAUCAUGGCGAGCAUUCCGCCUGCCGAUGUGGAAGCGGUUCAGCAAAGCUAUCCGGUUCAGGUCAGCCAGAAUUGCAGUGGGCCCCGGCCGAAGCUGCUGCAACCUCCUCAGCUCGAGGUCCAGUCCGCAGCGGUGUUCAUGCAUGUGCAAUUGCAAGCAGCUUUCUUCGAAAUAGACAUGGGAAACUCGGCGUGCUGCACGGGUGCCGAGGCCAGCGCAGAGAACGAGCAGAAAGAGCUCACCCGCAAGGAGGCUGUUCCAGGCGCACCUGAUCUUCCAGGCCCUGACGUGGCUGCACCAAUUGCGGCGCAGGCUUCGCCCGGCGAGUAUUUAAUCCAGCUCGACAAGUCCACCGGAGCUAAACUGGGCAUCGACGUUGACCACAAGGAUGGCGAGACACUCCUGAUCGAGGUCAUCAAUGAGGGCCUCGUGAUGGAUUGGAACAAUGCCAAUAGCAAGGACAGGGUCACGGUCGGGGAUCGGAUUGUCGAGGUCAACGGCAUCAACAAGGAUGUGCUCCAACUUGUGGACGAGUGCAAGAAGAACCAGGUGUUGACCCUGAAGCUGCGCCGCGGGCAAUAG